This is a messenger RNA of Dictyostelium purpureum, 1035 nucleotides long. RefSeq lists its product as uncharacterized. The transcript has 2 exons. The coding region runs from base 1 to 1035 and encodes 344 amino acids. Lineage: Eukaryota; Evosea; Eumycetozoa; Dictyosteliales; Dictyosteliaceae. The record is from RefSeq and is a predicted model, not a curated record.
AUGGAUUUUGUUUUUAUCUUAAUUCUUGUAGCCAUUAGUUUUUUAAUUGGUUUUAUUUAUGAUUCUUUAAUAAAAUUAGAACAAUUAAAAAAACAACAAAAAGAAAAAAAAGAAUUAGAAAAAGAUCAAUUAUUAAUGAUUUCCAAUUUAAAUCAUCAAAUUAAGAAGUGUGAAUUAGAAAAUAAAAUCCACCAUAAUCAACUAUCUAUUGAAUCAAAAAAACAAGAAAUCGUGGAUCAAAAUAAUAAAAGUGAGCAUGAUAAACUAAUUAAAGUUAGAGAUGACCAAACAGAUGAAAUUUAUCAACUACGUAGUUUAAUAAACCAUCAAAAACAAUCCCUUCAAUCCUACGGUGUUAACCAAGGUAAAUUGGUCAAAGAAAAAGACUCACUCAAUAUUAAAUUGGAUGAUCAAAUUAGAAAUUCAAAUAAACUCCAAGAGCAAAUAUUAGAGAAAAAUAAAAUUAUCCAAUUUCUUGAAAAAAAGAUUGAAACAGAACAACAAGUUUUAAUCCAGCUUUCAAUUGAACAUAAUGAAGCAUUGGAGAAAUUGAAUUUAAAAGAAGGUGAAUUAGAAACAAAUAAUAUGAACUAUAGAGAACAAGAUCCAUUCGAUAGAGAACCAUUAGAUAUGGAUCAAAAAAGCGAAAUUUCAAGUAUUGGAGAGUUUAGCGAAAUUUCCGAUUUUAAAGAUGAUAACGAACAUUUAGAUAUUGAAGAGAAUAACGAAUGUACAAUUUGCUAUUCCAAAAUGAAGACCAUGAAUGUCUCCUAUAUAGGUUGUGAUCAUAAAUUCUGUUUCGAUUGCAUCCUAACAUGGUCCCAAUGUUGCAACACUUGCCCAGAAUGCAAGAAUAGAUUUAAUACAAUCACCAGGGAAACCAAGGUAGAAGGGUUAAUAAAUGUUGCCGAUGUUUGUUGGAAGGACCAGUAUCAUGAAUCAUACAAAGAAGAAGAGAUUAUUGAAGAUAUGGUUUUAUACCAUGAUCGAUCCGAUCCAAACAUUGAUGACCUUAUGGAUAUUGAUUCAUAUUGA